Messenger RNA from Cololabis saira (Pacific saury), 621 nucleotides. It is a transcript of the gene tac1, whose product is annotated as tachykinin precursor 1. The coding region runs from base 163 to 510 and encodes 115 amino acids. The transcript has 5 exons. Lineage: Eukaryota; Metazoa; Chordata; Actinopteri; Beloniformes; Belonidae. Gene Ontology annotation, biological process: tachykinin receptor signaling pathway. The record is from RefSeq and is a predicted model, not a curated record.
CGCGGCUGCAGAGGCUGACGGACACGGAGACAUGAGGACGCACGCAUAGUAGACCUACUGGGAAUUAUCUGGGGGUUAAUAACUUCUGCUCACCAACGAGCGCUUUAGAAUUAGAAUUAUUGCCACUUAAUUCCAGCGCGUCCAGAAACAAGAGUCCACAUCAUGAAGUUUUUGUUUUUGCCUUUGUUAUUGGCUCUGAUCGUAGUCGCCCAGGUUUUUGGUGAAGAGAGCGAGCCAAAGGAAGGACAUGACUACUGGACAAGUGGUCUCCACAUCCAGGACGGCCAGGUUUCCAACAACCCAUUCAGAGAAAUCCUCCUGAGGAUGACGAGAAAGCCGCGGCCGCAUCAGUUCAUCGGCUUGAUGGGGAGGCGCUCCAUGGCAAAUGCACAGAUCCCCCGCAAAAGACAUAAGGUCAAUUCAUUUGUAGGACUAAUGGGAAAAAGAAGCCAAGAGGAGCCAGAGUCUUACAAGUGGAGCACAAUACAGACGGCCGACCAGUGGCGUUAGGCAGUCACCAUCUAUUUCCCACCUGCUGAUUCCAGUCCUGGGGGGCUGGUCUUGUUUUCUCCAAACUCUGUGUAGCUUUGAGCUGAAUAAAAUUGUUUAAAAUUGUUGUAA